ACAGUGUCGAUUGCAAUCGCGAUCUGGCUGAAGCGAGAAAGUGCAACGAGAUGUUUCCGGUGCACCCCGGGGCACUGUUUGUCAUCUCUGUUCCGAGUUUGUUCUAGCUUCUCAUUCGCUCUACAGGUAAUAUUGUGGCCGUAAAGUGGCCUCGUUUAGUGAUUUGUAAUUUCCAUGAUCAAAUAAGAAAAACCUGUAGCAGCGUAUUUGUAAGACGAGCGUGUUAUCCUUGAAAUCGCUUUCGAUCGUGGAACGAGCUGUUCUCCAAAGUGUUCCCUGUUGAAACUGACGUACCCGCAAUAACACAGUCAGUUGUUGUAACAGCGAUGCCGUUACCAAUGGGCAUUUAACGUUUCAAAUAUCGUGAAAAAUUCUUCGUGCCUCGUGAAAUCAUCACGAGACAUCGAAGCUUGGUUGUUAUGACGCGGUGUUGUUUAAAUGUCUAACUAAGAUUAUCGAAUCUAACAAAGAAUUAACACCGUCGAACAACACCAUGAGCGGAUUGUGGGAAAAAAAUAAAUUUGAAGCUAGCGGACCGGCCAUUAUGAAAAGUCUUAAUAAUAUAUGUAUUUGCGACAGGGAUAACUCAGUUUCCGAGAAUGGAAUACCUGCGAAUGGAUUGUACAUAAAAUGCUCGUGCAGAACGUUUAAGAGUUUUUUAUUGAUAGACGAACAAGAAUAUCUUAAAGUUUCCACUGCCAAACAAUUCGUGGAGAAAUUGAAUUGUAGCGCGAAAGACGUUAAAGUAAAGGUGGUGUCUGUUUUUGGAAAUAUAGGCGAUGGCAAAAGUCAUAUGUUGAAUCAGACGUUCUUCAAGGGGAAAGAAGUGUUUAAAACUUCGAACAAACAAAACUCUUGUACGAUAGGUGUUUGGGCAGCAUUCGAUCCGCUCCUUAAUGUGAUCUGUUUGGAUACAGAAGGUUUGUUAGGUAUUAACGAAAGUGAAAAUGAACGUACGAGACUAUUACUUAAAGUUCUCGCCGUAUCUGAUAUUGUAGUAUAUAGGACGCAAUCCGAGAAAUUGAAGAGGGAUUUAUUCACGUUCCUUGGUACAGCGUCGAGAGCUUACAGUCGUCAUUUUCAAGCUGCCUUGCAGGCAGUGGGACAGAAAGAGGAUGUUCUGAGCUCCUCGAGCGUAAUGGGACCAAGCGUUAUAGUAUUACACGAAACAAGAUACACCGAACCUUUGAACAACAAUGAUUUGGAGAGCGCCGAAAACAUUCUCAAAACCCAGUUCAAUCAAAUGAAACUGGAAACGGAGGCAUUUAGUAGCAUAAAAUACGUUGGCGUGCAGGCGACAAAUUCCACGACUGAUUAUAGACAGUUUCUGACUACUAUUAAAAACGAAAUAAAUAAUACGAGUGUGCGGUCGGCCAGGCAUCCACGUUUAGUUUACGAUAUAUUGAAAAUUCUGAACGACAGGUUUUCCGAAAAGAUCGACAAUUUUUCCAAUAUUUUGUUCCCCGAUCAGUAUUUUACGUGCCCGGUUAAAUGUCUUAGCUGUGAAUGCAGAUGUAGCAAUAGCAUGGGGCACCUUCGCGAGGGGAAACCUCACUGUUCCAGUACCAGGUGUCAGUAUCAGCAUCAGUAUGAAAAUAUAAUGUAUACGUGUAAAAAGUGUUACGAUAACGGAAACGAAGUACAAGUAACGAAAAAAACGGAGAACAACAGUAGUUGGUAUGGUUUAGUUAAGUAUGCAUGGUCCGGGGAUGUGAUAGAUUGUCCGCAUUGUGGAGAAAUAUAUAGGAGCCGUCAGUAUUGGUACGGUAAUAAGAAUCCAGAAGAGUUCGUUGUUCGCACAGAAAUCGUACACGUGUGGAAUGCGGCGAAAAAUUUAGUAGCGUCGCAAAAUACGGCACAGAGGGUGGUCGAUGGCGUGUCGUACAUUACGGAAGCUGUAACCAAUGUGUCUUUGCAACCGACAAAGAUGAUCUCAGCGUGGGUCGCCGAUCAGGUGGCGCCGUCGUAUUGGAGGCCCAACAACGAAAUAAAGCAUUGUCACAAAUGUAAAACCGUGUUUGGGCCGACGGAUACGAAACACCAUUGUCGAGCGUGCGGCGAGGGAUUUUGCGCGCAAUGCUCGUCCCAAACGAAAUGUGUUCCGUCGAGAAACUGGUACACGCAUGUACGAGUCUGUGAUACGUGUUACAACAACAACGACGAGGCGAUCGAGUAUUCGGAAGAUGUGAACGCCAGAAAAGUAACGGAAACGGUAGUGUCCACUUUAAGCACGGUUGGCACGGUUUUGAACUAUUCGAAAUCAUUCAUAAAGGACACUGCUCGACCUUCCUAUUGGGUCCCCGACUCGGAGAUCGUUAGUUGUUGCAUAUGCAACCAAAAAUUUUCCGUCGUUGCCACUCUACAUCACUGUAGAGACUGUGGACGCGGAGUGUGCGAGAAUUGCUCGCAACAUCGCAAUCCUGUCCCGUCCAGGGGAUGGGACAAACCAGUGCGCGUUUGCGAUUCGUGCAGAAAGAUCCAUUAACGACUGUUAGAUACAAAAAUUAACGAGAAGUAAAUUAUUCAUGAAAGACCAUAUCAUGAAAGACCAUUUGCAGAUUGCUCUAUUAUAAUUUUCAGUAUGUAUUACGAUUUUAUG
This is a messenger RNA of Colletes gigas, 2599 nucleotides long. RefSeq names its product zinc finger FYVE domain-containing protein 1-like. NCBI's taxonomy places the organism in Eukaryota, Metazoa, Arthropoda, Insecta, Hymenoptera, Colletidae. The record is from RefSeq and is a predicted model, not a curated record. Gene Ontology annotation, molecular function: metal ion binding; GTPase activity; GTP binding. The coding region runs from base 494 to 2485 and encodes 663 amino acids. The transcript has 7 exons.